Dicentrarchus labrax (European seabass) is the source of this 1083-nucleotide messenger RNA. RefSeq names its product gap junction protein zeta 1 (gene gjz1). Bases 178 to 888 code for a protein of 236 amino acids. The record is from RefSeq and is a predicted model, not a curated record. The transcript is spliced from 2 exons. Gene Ontology annotation, cellular component: connexin complex. NCBI's taxonomy places the organism in Eukaryota, Metazoa, Chordata, Actinopteri, Moronidae. Gene Ontology annotation, biological process: cell communication.
UAUGGUGAGAAACUGUAACACAUAUAUUGAUGACAUACAGUAUCUCGCACCCAUAAAAGACUGAAUGCAAAGCGAGAGUGACAGUGUUCCAUUAGCGGGCUGCAACUCUUUAAAGUGUGUUUUCCUAUGUUCCAUCUUCCCCGCUGUUAAGAUUCCCAACCAAAACCAGGAAAGACAAUGGCAGCCAUAGUAACAGGUCUCAUCCCCAUCCUGCGGACUGCAGUGGAUGCCACCGCCACCUACAAGGGCCGCUCGGUGUGGUUUGGCUUCUUGUGCAUCCGCCUGGUGAUCCUCUUCCUGGCCGAGCUGCCCUUCACCAAACUGGACGCUGACUUCACCUGCAACGGCACUAUUGGCAGCAUCUGCACCAAAGCCUGUUUUAAUAGACACUUCCACAAACCUAUGAUGGUGGCCUGGAACUUCAUCUUUGUCCUGGCCACCCUCUCUGUCCUGCUCAUGGAGCUGUUUGCCUCCCACCUGCGCUCCCUGGCCCAGAAGAGGAACUCUCAGGGGAAGACUGAUGUGGAGCUGGAGUCCCGGGGGAAGGAGGAGGCUCAGGUUGUGACCACAGACCCCGGGGGCAAGAUGAUCAUAGAUUUACACAGAAAUAGAGGCGCAGUAGGCUUCUACCUGCUCAGCGUCUGUCUGCGUAUUCUGAUCGAGGCCUGGUUUGUGUAUGUUCUGCUUUCUUGGAACUUGCCAGCACUGGAUAAUAGUCCAUUCAAAUGCUCGACAAACAUCUGCUCGGAGUUACAUGUUUGUGUUGUGAGGGCCGCCCCAGAGAAACGCAUGUCUAUUUAUGCUCUGGCUUCCAUCUCAGGCAUGAUCAUUGUUUGGUCAGUCUCAUUUUGUAUGUACUCCAUUGCUCACUACCUUUGCAAUUUCUGAAUAUUGGCACUUCUUCUUCAUUAUUCUGAUUUAGAAUAUAUAAAAUAUAUGAACACAUAUUUACUGUGUGACUAUACAUCUUUUGAUCCAGUGCAUAUAUUGUAUGUUUAUGUAAACUCAUGCUUAAACCCUCUGCUGUAUCGUCAAGUUUGGUUCAAACAAUUACAUUAUUAAAACACAAUGACAUAAUCAGAA